ACUUCGUUCUUCCCUUCCCUCUCACCGGCUAACCGGCUAACACCUUUCUCUCUCUCAUAAUCUUCCCUUUUCCGUUCCCAACCAACACCAAACCAAACCCUUUUAACUUAACUUAUCAUCACAAUUCACAACCCCUCUCUCUCUCGCUCGCUCGCUCAUCGUUCUUCUCCACCAACAACGGUUGUGACUUGGUUGGAUAAGGGGAAUUUGAACCAAGAUGAGCUCUCGGGCUGGCAAGGGGCCUGCUGUGAAAAGCUACCGACGGAAGAAGUGUUUAAUUGAUCUCAACCUUGCUCCUGCGGUUACUGAGAAUCGCGAGCAGGAAGGACCUUCCAGUCAGGUGGUGACUCAAGAAGUUCAAGGUGAUCAGCAACCACCGGUUGCACAACCGCCACAGGAUGCACUGCCACCAGAGGUUGCACAGCCACCAGAGGUUGCACAGCAGCCACAGGUUGCGCAGCCUCCACUGAUUGAUGUUGAGGCCAUUGAUGAUGAUGAUGUUAUUGAAUCUAGCCCAAGGGCUUUUGCUGAGGCUAAAAACAAUUCAAGAAGAAAUCGUGCAAGGGCUGUAGUUGAUUUGGAGUCAGAUGAUCAGACCAGGGUGACCAACAAUAAUCGCAACAAACGCAGAAGAGAAACCUCUAACCAGACAAUCAUUAAUUGCGAUCUCUUCAUAAAUUUGGAAGGCACUAGCAAUUCAAUGAGGGAAACUGUUAAAAAGCCACCUGAACCUCCGAAGGAGCCUGUCUUUAGCUGCCCAAUAUGUAUGGGUCCUUUGGUAGAAGAAAUGUCAACAAGGUGCGGUCAUAUUUUUUGCAAGGCUUGCAUCAAGGCUGCUAUAAGUGCCCAGAAUAAAUGUCCUACUUGUAGAAAAAAGGUUACUGUGAAAGAGCUUAUAAGAGUGUUUCUCCCAUCUACUAACUAAAGGUUCCCAUGUAAGCUGUGUUGAGGAGGAUGGAGAACGGAAGAAACAUUGUACUCUGGCAUUUUGGUUUCUCUGAUUCUCUUAUUUAAUUUAUCAUAUCCAAAGAUACUUGGUAGAUAGAUAUAAAUAACUUGCUCAGUAUUUUCCCCUUUCAUGCAUGAACCAUCAGUCCUUUUUUUAGUGAUAGUACCGGCCAGAGCGGCCAGUCAUGACUCAUUCUUGAUUCUGGGGAUUAAUGUAUGCAUAUUUAUCCCUCAUGAGUUUAUUGAUAGGGUUCCUUCCCUUCCACCCUUAGGGAAGCUAGAUACCAUUUAGUUUUAUGAAAAAAUUGUUGCAAAUUGUUCUGCUGUACUCAUGUUUAGUUUCAUUUACUUGCUGAUAAUGUUUGUUAGUCA
Lotus japonicus is the source of this 1320-nucleotide messenger RNA. RefSeq names its product E3 ubiquitin-protein ligase complex slx8-rfp subunit slx8. Bases 218 to 925 code for a protein of 235 amino acids. The record is from RefSeq and is a predicted model, not a curated record. NCBI's taxonomy places the organism in Eukaryota, Viridiplantae, Streptophyta, Magnoliopsida, Fabales, Fabaceae. The transcript has 6 exons.